Prorocentrum cordatum is the source of this 299-nucleotide messenger RNA. The record is from the annotation of a GenBank genome assembly. NCBI's taxonomy places the organism in Eukaryota, Dinophyceae, Prorocentrales, Prorocentraceae.
GCGACGGAGGCAACGGCAACGUGGCCAUGGCCGCCAUCGCGGCCCUCCUCGCCAUGCUGGCUUGCGCCGUCCUCGUCUCGGGCGUCGUCCUCUUCGUGGCUAGGCGGACCGACAAGGUCCCGUGCCUUCGCAAGGAGCCCGCCGGAGAGCACGCUGGCCAGGGCGUCCCGUCGGCGGAGGCGGUCAGCCAGCCGCAGGCCGGCGGCGACGAGCCCGGGGCGAGCCCGUGCGCCAGCCCCCAGCGCCCGGGCGACUGCCCCGGCGGCCCUCCGCCGCACCGCCGCGGCCCGCCCGACCCC